This is a messenger RNA of Venturia canescens, 2829 nucleotides long. Its product is annotated as rac GTPase-activating protein 1-like. Gene Ontology annotation, cellular component: centralspindlin complex; midbody; nucleus. The record is from RefSeq and is a predicted model, not a curated record. The transcript is spliced from 6 exons. Gene Ontology annotation, molecular function: GTPase activator activity. The coding region runs from base 173 to 1585 and encodes 470 amino acids. Gene Ontology annotation, biological process: mitotic cytokinesis; Rho protein signal transduction; mitotic spindle midzone assembly. Lineage: Eukaryota; Metazoa; Arthropoda; Insecta; Hymenoptera; Ichneumonidae.
AUAGAGCCGUUUUUUCUCACUUUGAUGUUAGUUUGUUUUUGAACCCCACUUGUGAAUGUUCUAACUCAGAAAAAUUUGCCACGAAAAAUUCUUCAAUUUCCUCGUCCGAUUGGUUGAGAUUUGAAUUGAACGCUGAAACAUCUUUACGUUGACGGUAUUCACGAAUACUAAGAUGGAUCGGGCAGCUUUCAAAGAAGAAUUAUCACGCCGCCUUGCAAAGCGCUCGCAGGGUUUUCCGGAAGGGAAUGCCCAGCCAACCCCGACUAGUUCAAGCGGUUUAUUUCGAUCGCCAAACCCGCAACGGAAAAACACAUCCGAAACAAAUAGUUGUAAUCACGAGUUCAAAGAGUAUAGAGCUUUCUUGAAAUCGGCAAACUGCUCCGUCUGCAGUAAAAAAAUAAAUGCUCGUGAGCAGGCAUGGCGUUGCAGCAAAUGUCAAACAAUAGUCCAUGAGUACUGCGAGAAGCCAAUAGAGGAGGGAAACUAUAGAGAAUGGGGAACGAUUUCCGAUUAUGCGCCGGUAGAGCCACCAAUGAUACCGUCUCUGAUCGUCGCUUAUGUAAACGCGGUUGAAGCAGAUGGUUUGACUGUUAGAGGUUUGUACAAAGUGCCUGGUCCGACCAGGAGAUCCGAAUUUCUGGUUGAGCAAUUCCGCAGGAAUGAAGAAGCUCCAAGUUUGAUUGGAUUUAAUGUUCACGAGAUCACGUACGCAUUAAAAAGAAUUUUGAGAUCGUUGAGCGAGCCACUGGUCACUGAUGCUCUCCGAGAUAACUUUAUUGAUGCAGUUACGCGGUAUAAUGCAGCCGAACGAGCCGAAGAGCUUGCUCUCAUAGUAUUGAAGCUUCCACAAGCGAAUCGUGACACUCUCGCGUUCCUUAUGAUUCAUUUACAACUCGUUUCUGGAUCUAAAAAUUGCAAAAUGAAUAAAAAAAAUCUUGCCAGGAUAUUUGGUCCUGUGCUGGUUUUUGACAGUACUCAAAAUUCCCGUUCACAGUCAGAUCGAGAAAAAGCGUUGGAGGAAAUUGAGGUUGUCGAAAGUUUGCUGAAUAUACCCGCGGAGAUUUGGGCCCCCUACGCUGAUUUUGAGAGGCUUAGCCGAAGGAUAAUGAGUGCAGUAUCUAGGUCGCAUGAUGAGUAUUCAGGUCUCAUGACCUUACCAGUAAAUAGAGCGGUUCAAGACGAAGAUGAUCAAGAUGAUCAAGUUGAAUCUCUAUAUGAAAAUCCGACCUCACUCUCACAAAGAAUGAUUCAAGAUCAAGAUGCUCCUUUAUAUGCAACUGUAAUUCCACGCUCACAAAGAAUGAUUCAAGAUCAAGAUGCUCCUUUAUAUGCAACUGUAAUUCCACGCUCACAAAGAAUGAUUCAAGAUCAAGAUGAUUCUGUAUAUGAAAAUGUAAACCGACGUUCACAAAGAAUGAAUCAAGAUCAAGAUGCUCCUUUAUAUGCAACUGUGAUUCCACGCUCACAAAGAACGAUUCAAGAUCAAGAUGAUUCUGUAUAUCAAAAUGUAAACCAACGUUCGCAACAUCAACGUAAACCUGCACAUGCAGCUCGUACCCCACACGCAAACAGAAGGUUUCAAUAAAAUGAAGAUGAACCUAUACAUGGAGAGGUAUUCGUAGGCCCAAAUGGUGACAUGUAUCAUAAAAAUGUUAAUUUUUAACCUUAUUUGUAAAAUGGGAACCAUCGUGUGACUCCGCAAAUUAACUCGGAAUGAGAGUUCACAUUUGAUAUACAUAAUUAUAGAAAAGCUCAGGCAGGGACUGGCUUAGAUCAGUUAAAUAUUUGGCUACCAAUGGUCAGGGUAACGUUUGUGAGUUCCCAUUUCUUUAGUAUUGCGUAGAAUUAACAUUCUUCUCUUAGUUCAAAAGUGUAUUCUUUUUUAAAAUAAUUUCUUUUAAAAUAAUUUAAAUUUAUAACUUAAUAACUUAAAUUUAAUUUUAAAAUAAUUCUAAUUAAAAUAAUUUCAAAUUAUUAAGAACGAAUUAAAAUAGAAUUAAAAAAGAAUCAUUAGAAUAAGAAAAGAAAAAACGGACAGUUGUUCCACGAUGUUACAACAUUAGAAAUUCAUCAAAAAAUGAUCGCUUUUUGAAUAACAGAAAAAAUUGAAGCGACUAACACAGUGAAAAGGAAAGGAUUCUCACUUAAGCCAGACGAAAUUUUUUGAAAUUAACUUACGAAUAAUCUCGAACGGGCAGUAUGUCUCUAACUCGACACUGGACAACUUUCAAACAAACAUACUUCCAAACAAAAGUACGAGUCAAAACAAAGAUCUAAGUUCCAUUAUCGAUUAGUUUCGCUCUGCCUUUCCGGUAAUUAUAUCGAAAUUUGAAUACAAAAAAAUCAUGAUAUUUUUCGAGAAUUCGUAGCCGAAAGUCAUGUUUGGAUUAAAAUUUGAAAAAAAUCAGUUGAGCCGCUGUUAGUGAGCUCUUUUAGAGAUAAAGAAAUCAGCAUAAUUAAAGUGAACAUUUUAGACGUGGGCAUUGGUAGCGACGAAUAAUAUUUCAUAAGUUUAUAGGUUAUUAUGGAUACACAUAUUUAUAUAUGUUGAUAGCGAUAAUUAAAUAGAACAUAACUUCCUGUAUCGGUCGGGUUUUCCACAGUUUCCCUUGGCCCUCGUGCAAAUGCAAUACAGAAUUACAUAGUAGAAGGUGGCUGUGGACAACACCUUGGGGGAUCUCCCAAAAAUGUUAAAAAUUAGGAAAUAUAAAACGGUUGUAGUGGGGAAUAGCGGGUUCAUAGUAAUGCGAUGGAAUGCAAUGUGAAGUUUCGAGUGUAUAUGCAAGAAUAAUAAAGAGCCAGAAAAUAUAAAAUGGAGAAAAAAAAGUA